Molecule: messenger RNA, 1893 nt
Organism: Salvelinus namaycush (lake trout)
Lineage: Eukaryota; Metazoa; Chordata; Actinopteri; Salmoniformes; Salmonidae
Product: potassium voltage-gated channel subfamily KQT member 4-like
Exons: 13
Coding region: 1-1893 (630 amino acids)
Biological process (GO): transmembrane transport; potassium ion transport
Cellular component (GO): membrane
Molecular function (GO): voltage-gated potassium channel activity
Source: RefSeq, a predicted model, not a curated record
AUGUUGGUGCCCCCCGCAUCCAACGACGAUAGGCGGGUUGAAUUUGUGGCUCUUACCGCAGUUCAUAUGGAGAGGAGCGAACCAUCGACCCCGGAGCGCGCGCACCCCUCUCACCGCACCGGGCUUCUCGGUACCCCGCUGCCGGGGCGUCCUGGACCACGGGCGACCACCUCAGCCUCCAGCAAGCGCUACAGAAAGUUUCAGAACUUCUUGUACAACGUACUGGAGAGACCACGAGGAUGGGCAUUCAUCUACCAUGCGUUCAUUUUCCUGCUGGUGUUCAGCUGUCUGGUGCUGUCUGUGUUCUCCACCAUCCCAGGCAAUCAAAAGAUAGCCAACGAAGGCCUCUUCAUCCUGGAGUUUGUAAUGAUCGUGGUGUUUGGUCUGGAAUACGUUGUGAGGGUUUGGGCGUCCGGCUGCUGCUGUCGUUACAGAGGAUGGCAGGGGAGACUACGCUUCGCCAGGAAACCCUUCUGCAUCAUAGACUUCAUAGUGUUUGUGGUGUCCUUGGCGGUGAUCGCAGCGGGCACCCAGGGGAAUGUCUUUGCCACCUCUGCCCUGCGCAGCAUGCGGUUCCUCCAGAUCCUCCGGAUGGUACGCAUGGAUAGACGAGGAGGCACCUGGAAACUACUGGGCUCUGUGGUCUACGCCCACAGCAAGGAGCUGAUUACAGCGUGGUACAUUGGUUUCCUGGUCCUGAUCUUUGCAUCCUUCCUGGUCUACCUGGCAGAGAAGGACGUCAACACAGAGUUCAACACCUACGCAGACUCCCUCUGGUGGGGAACGAUAACUCUCACCACCAUCGGCUAUGGUGACAAGACACCCCGCACCUGGUUGGGGAGACUUCUGGCUGCCGGCUUCGCUCUCCUGGGCGUGUCCUUCUUCGCCCUUCCUGCCGGUAUCCUGGGGUCAGGCUUUGCCCUGAAGGUGCAGGAGCAGCACAGACAGAAGCACUUUGAGAAGAGGAGGACUCCUGCUGCCAGCCUUAUACAGGCUGCGUGGCGUCUGUACUCUACUGAUGCUCAGCACUCCUACCUGACAGCCACAUGGUACUUCUAUGACAGCAUGCUUCCAUCCUUCCGCAGCAAAAUAGGUUUUCGAGACCGGAUGCGGAUGAACAACUCUCGUUCGUCCCAGGCAAUCCGGAGCAAGGCGUCCCCACUGCCUCCCAGGACGAGUUUCCGCCAGUCGCCCAGCACGGAGAAUGUCCCAGAAGCCACCAGUCCCGGGAAGGUGCAGAAGAGCUGGAGCUUCAACGACCGCACGCGGUUCCGCACCUCCCUACGACUCAAACCCAGACCUCCUGCAGACGUGGAAGGAGUAGGGGAGGACAGUGUUGAAGACAAACCAUAUUGUGAUGUAGCCAUGGAGGAGGUGAUCCCAGCAGUGAAGACUUUGAUACGGGCUGUCAGGAUUCUGAAGUUCCUGGUGGCCAAGAGGAAGUUUAAGGAGACUCUGCGUCCGUACGACGUGAAGGACGUCAUAGAGCAGUACUCUGCUGGACACCUGGACAUGCUGGGGAGGAUCAAGAGUCUACAAACCAGAGUGGAUCAGAUAGUGGGUCGUGGAUCGUCCUACCAGCCAGAUAAUAAGAAGGUGAGGAGUGAGAAGGGAGAGAAGACCCCUCCAGAACUGGACCUUCUGGACGAGCUCAGUAUGAUGGGACGGGUCAUUAAGGUGGAGAAACAGGUGCAGUCGAUAGAGAACAAGCUGGACCUCCUGCUUAACUUCUACACCCAGUGUCUGAAGAAAGGCUCGUCCAACUUCACCCUGUCCUCUCUGUUGGAACCAGACCUGACGUCAGACUACCACAGCCCCACGGACCACCGCGACCUCUUCCCCUCUGCCAACACACUCAACAUCUCCCACUCAGAGUCCAGCAAUAUGGAGUGA